UUUAGGAAUGUGGAGACCAGCAGCUACGUCACCCACAAACCGCCUGGGGUGCCGUCGUUAGAGAACUUUUCCAAAGGCUGUGAGUUAGUAAAAACAAGCCCUUCGGGACGCUCGUCUCUGUCUCCAUGGUAACGUGGCGGACGCCCAGCCUCGGCGUUGUCGCGUUGAGCUGCCUGCAAGGGGGCGGAACUGGAGAGCAACGACGGGUCGAUUUCUUUCUUCCCAUAAAGGCAAAAUCAGUCGAAGAUGCCAUUUCACGACGGAGCAUACUACCCCUACACCGGUGACACCCAGGGGACCCACUCAUCAGCAGGGAUCCCAUCCCUCCUGAAUUCCCCGCUCAGCCAACACUCUGCGAACGGCCACUCUGUACCUGCACCCAGCAUGACUCCAUCCAGCGGAGCCUCCACUGUCCUUCCUUUCAAAUUCCGCCCUCGCAGGGAAAGCGUGGACUGGCGGAGAAUCAACGCCGUGGACAUAGACUUAGUUGUGAGCCAGCUGGACGUGGAUGCCCUUCAGGAGCACAUCAGCAGUGUUACCUUCUGCAGCCUGGAUGGGGAGCGAUGUCAGCGGUGCCAAAGCCCCGUGGACCCAGCUCUGAUCAAGCUCCUGCGGCUGGCCCAACUCACGGUGGAGUGGCUCCUCCACUGCCAGGAAUUUCUUACCCUCAACCUGCAUGCAGUGGAGGAGAGGCUUACAACCACUGGCAGUCAGCGUGAACAACUGCUGGCUCAGCAGAAGAAGCUGGAGGAGAAGGUGAAGAUGCUGACCAGCGAGCUCAAGCAGAGGAAGAAGGUUAUCCGCACCCAGCAGUCCCUGCUUGCGCCCCGAAUCAUCAACAGCCAGAAGUGUCCAUGUUGUGAAAAAUCCUUCCUCAACUCCUCGUUUCUCCAGAAUCACAUGCAGCGCCGCCACCCUGAUGAGCAUGAGAUGGAGUUGCGGUCGGACAGUGAGAAGAAAUCUCAAAUUGAAAGGCUCAAAUCUGAGAUCGGCAGUCUGAAGGAGCAGAUUGUUCAGCAGCAACAGGACCUGCAAGCCAAAACUGCUCAGGAAAAAGAGCAGCAGUCCAACUACAAGGACCUGCUGAGAGAAUUGGACCGUUUUAAGGCUGAGGAGAUGGCGCGCAUGGAUAGAAAGAUAGAAGACAGCAGGGACGGCAUGCGCAGGGAGAUGGAAUUUCUUUACACUCGAAACAUUCAGGCUCUCAAUGAAGCCAAUCAGAAUCAGACUGCCAGGCAUGAGAAAUCAGCCAGCCCUGUGCACUCACAGCCAGAGAGAGAUGUAGACAACUACAAAGAGAUGCAGAUACAAGCCAUGCAGAAGCUGGAACAGCAGCUGAAGAAGCAGGAUAAAAAGUGGGAAUCCAGGCUGCAGGAAAUAAAGGCCCAACAUGAAUCUGAAAAGAACCAGCUGCUGAACGAGCUGAGCAGAAUGCAAUCAUCUGUGUCCGAGCACCAGGAGAACAGCCACAGGCUUCAGCAGGAGAUGGGCAGGAGGCUUCAGGAGAAAGAGCAAACCAUCAAGGCUCAGAGGGAGCAGAUAAGGAAUAUUUCCUCAAACCCACCCACCAAAAUAGUGGAAGUACCAGUCAUUGUGAGUGCAUCAGCUCCGGAGCCCAAACCAAAGAGAGUUGUACUUGACUCGAGCAGCUUCUCUGAGAGGAAGCCAGUGGAGAAGAAGCCUGAGCCUGUACCAGAGAAAAAACAGAAGGUGUCCAGCAGUGCUCUGAAAAAGAACCCCAGCAUCAAGAAAGAGAUGCGGCCAGAUCUGGAGCAGGCUCUUAUUGAGAAGCUGUAGAACCUGGGAAUAAAGUCUGAUCAGAGUGGUCUGAAGGACAAAGAGCUCACUUCCAUCCUGGCCAAGGUGCAUUCAAAGCGGGAGAGCAUUGCAAAGGGGAUGCCUGAAUACUGGCGCCAUCGGGAGGAGUUAGCCAGCACGGUGGAGCAAAAGCUGGGCGGCGAGAGGAGAGGCAGCGACCCUGCUCCUGAGUCACAGGCCAGAUCUAGACAAUCAGUUCAAGUGUUGCAGAUCCGUCCUCGAUCCAGCAGCCUGCCCUCCAGAGCAACCCAGGUGAUGUCUGGACCUGCAGCCAAACAGCCCAAGACCCCUCAGCCGGCACCAAGGAUCAAGACCACCACUCAACCCAAGACAUCUACACCAAACACCAAGACCGCUCUGAAGAGCUUCACAUCCAGGACCCCUCCUUUCAGCUCAGAUGAGGAAUCUGAAGAAGAGGACACAGAUAUGGAGGAGGAACAGCCUCCAAAAAAACAGAGGGGAAAAACACCACAGCCCAGACUGAACCAGGUCCAAAUCAAAGCCAGUCCAGUACAGGCCAGGCAGGUGCCAGCCAGGCAUUCAUUCUCCUCCAACCCCCAGCAGACCAGGGGGUCAGUGGGUGGUGUGACCAAGACAGCAGUCACAAAGAUAGAGAGUGAUGAGGAGGACGAGUGGUCAGAUGUCAGCGAGCUGCAGGAGAUCGACCCAAAACGUCUCCAGAGUUUCAAAGACCAGAACGGCAACGUGGAGAAGAGAAACUUUGGCAAAGAGAACAAAAUCAACGACCUGGCCAGAAAAAUGGAGAAGCAGUUUGCAGAGAGAGCAAUAAAGAAACCAGCAGGGGGUGUCAGCAUCUUACCAGAGAGGAAGGACGAGGUUCGGGAGCUCACGUACACAGAUCUUGAGGAGAGCAGUGAGUGGGUGGUCUCCUCCUUAGAGGACAGACAGGAAAUGUCCAAAGCAGCUCAGGGCUCUGGACCAAUGAGGAAGAGCCUGGACUCUCCCAGCACCAGCGUCUGGGGAACCUCAACAGGAAAGGGCCCCAAAUCAGGAGGUCUGACUGAAGCUGGAACAGGAAGCACCCUGAAGAGCAGCCUGUGCUCCCUCAGUGACAUCAGUGACUCCGAGGACAUUAGCAAUAAAUACAAUAAGCACUACAGCUGAUCAGGUGAUGUAGCUCUACGCCAAGCACAGACACAAAGACCUCAGUCAACUUGUCUGACACCUACAGUCCAUGCCAAAUAGCCAUAUUUUAUACUGUUAUUAUAUGGAGAGAGCAAUACUUGAAGGAUAGCUUUGGUACUUUUAAAAACACAGGAUUCCCUUUAAAAAGACAUCUAGACAUUUGUAUAGAAAAGACGACCAUUUAAUCCACAGAUUAGAGAUAAAUGAGAUUAGAGCUUCAAUUGACUUGUCAUUUUCAGCCUCACUUUAUGCCUUGUGCCAAUCUUUGCUUGCCUUAGACCUUUUCAGUGUUCAUCUUUAGAUAGACUCUUUUUUAAACAUAUCCCACACUCCAAAUGAGAUGCUGUAUGUAGUGUGUGUAAAAUUUUGUACAUCAAAUUUUUAUAAUGUCUUCAUGUGUUAAAUGAAGCAAUGAGAUGUGAUUUUGUACAGAACAUAUUUAUACAAUCAAUAAAAGAUUUCUUUGUGAAAUACA
This is a messenger RNA of Epinephelus lanceolatus (giant grouper), 3439 nucleotides long. The record is from RefSeq and is a predicted model, not a curated record. Lineage: Eukaryota; Metazoa; Chordata; Actinopteri; Perciformes; Serranidae.